This is a messenger RNA of Hydra vulgaris (swiftwater hydra), 1744 nucleotides long. RefSeq names its product mitochondrial import receptor subunit TOM70. The record is from RefSeq and is a predicted model, not a curated record. Gene Ontology annotation, cellular component: mitochondrial outer membrane. Gene Ontology annotation, molecular function: transmembrane protein transporter activity; protein binding. Gene Ontology annotation, biological process: protein import into mitochondrial matrix; protein insertion into mitochondrial inner membrane. NCBI's taxonomy places the organism in Eukaryota, Metazoa, Cnidaria, Hydrozoa, Anthoathecata, Hydridae.
CUUUUUUAGACUAUAUUUUAUUAUAUAAAAUAUGGCUUCUAAUAUUACACAAGAAAAGUCUUUGACAUCAAAAGAAAUUGCUUUGUAUGUUGGAAUUCCUAUUGCCUCUUUGUGUAUUGCUGGUGGGAUAUAUUAUUAUUACACAAAAAAAUCAGUAAAGUUAGAACAGUUUCCUGAUAAUCAAAAUGCGUCUGAAUAUAUUCUUGUUCCUAAUGAAAACGAAUCUUCUACUGAAAUUGCAGCAUCUGAAAAGUCUAAAGGAAACAAAUACUUUAAAGCUGGUCGUUAUGAACAAGCAAUAGAAUGCUAUACAAAAGCGCUGAAACAUUGUCCUGAAGAUAAUUUAAUUGAUAUUUCUACAUUUUAUCAAAACAGAGCUGCUGCACAUGAACAACUAAAACACUGGAGUGAUGUUGUUGCAGAUUGUUCUCAAGCUAUCCAGUUAAAUCCAAAAUACACAAAAGCUCUUGGAAGGAGAGCAAGGGCAUACGAAGCUCUUGAUGAAAAAAGAAAUUGUUUAGAAGAUGUGACAGCUGUUUGCUUGCUUGAAGGAUUCCAAAAUCAACAGUGUAUGCUUCUCGCUGAUAGAAUACUUAAAUCAAUAGGGAAGGAACUAGCUGCAAAACAUUUUGAAAGUCGACCACGUGUUUUGCCGUCAUCUUUCUUUGUGAAAUCAUAUCUUGACUCUUUUAAUUCUGAUAUUUUUUAUGUUGAAAUUCCCGAAGACAUUCAAGAGUUUACUUCAUAUCAUAAAAUCAUUGAAGCAAUGAAAAAAAAAGAAUAUACUAAAAUUGUUGAAAAAUGCACUGAAGAAAUUGAAAAAGAUGGUAAAUAUAAAAAUAGAGCAUAUCUUCUUCGUGGAACAAUGUAUACUUUAAUGUGCAACAUACCAAACGCUUUGGCAGAUUUAAAUAAAGUGAUAGAGUUAGAGGAAAAUGAAACAAACAAUGAGCUCAAGAUAAAUGCUUUAAUAAAAAGAGGAAGUUUGAAGAUGCAAGAAGCAAAAGAUUCAGAAUGUUAUGACGAUUUUGAUCUUGCACUUAAAAUUAGUAAUAAAAAUGCAAAUAUUUUCCACCACAGAGGUCAGUUAUAUUUUCUCACUGAACGGUUGGAUGAAGCUAAAAAAGAGUUUGAAACUGCCAUUUCCUUAGAUCCAAAGUUUGUUGCGCCUCGUCUUCAGCUAGGUUAUUGUGUAUGUAAGCUGGCCAUGCAAGCUAUGUCAAUGAGUAUGAUGAAUGAGGCAAACAAAAUUUUAGAAGAAACUACUAAAUUAUUCCCUCAGUGUGCAGAAGCGUGGAGUCUUUAUGGACAGCUAUUGCAAGAUCAACAGAGGUUAGACGAAGCUUUAGAAAAAUUAGAAAAAGCAAUAUCAAUAGCGCCUGACAAUCCCACCACUUACAUUUAUAAAGGUUUGCUCAUGUUACAAUGGAAACAAGACGUGGAUGAAGCAAACCGAUUGAUAAGAAAAGCGAUUGAAAUUGACGAUAAAUGUGAUUUUGCAUACGAAACAUUAGCUACACUCGAAGUUCAAAAAGGAAAUAACGAAGAAGCUGUUCGUUUAUUUGAACGCGCAAUCACGUUAGUACGAUCUGAAUCUGAAAUGGCAAACACUUUUUCGCUUCUUGAAGCCGCUAAAGCUCAAGCGAAAGUGACAAAAGAGUAUGGUGUUACCCUGCCGCCGAUGCCAAUGUAAUAUUUCUUCAAUGUCAAUAUUUUGAUUUUUAAUAUUUAUUGGUAUACAAAA